AAUCCCUUAUCUUUUCCAGCUUAACCGCAUCCCAACCCCAACCGCCAACAUGAAGUUCAUCGCUGUCGUCGCUGCCCUCACUGCCAGCCUUGCCAUGGCCGCUCCCACCGAGAGCAGCACCGAUACCACCUACAUUGCCUGCCCCAUCAGCCUCUACGGCAACGCGCAGUGCUGCGCCACCGACAUCCUCGGCCUCGCCAACCUCGACUGCGAGAGCCCCACCGAUGUCCCCCGCGACGCCGGCCACUUCCAGCGCACCUGCGCCGACGUCGGCAAGCGUGCUCGCUGCUGCGCUAUCCCUGUUCUCGGACAGGCUCUUCUCUGCAUCCAGCCCGCUGGCGCCAACUAAGCAACUUCAGCUGCUUUCCCCCGUUGCGAGGGGCAGCGCGAGCGCGAAGCUGGGCAAUGUCGAACUCGUCGUGUCUGGCCGUGAGAUACGAAGGGCACGCCUGUUCGACAUCGUCCUGCCUGCUUCCCAAGCAACACACUCUGGGCAUGCUGCAACAUAACUCACGAACUUCGUUGGGAUGAAUGGUGGAACAGCUGUCAGCUAUUAUUAGUCUCCCUUGGUUCCUUUGGUGUCACUUUGGCAAACAAGAUCUGCACGCGCGGGUCUCAAGUUUUCAUUGUUUUGCACCAUUGGGAAAUAGCGGGCAGCUUCUCGACAAUCCGUCCGCCUUGGCUGAAAAGGGGUUUUUUUUUCGUUAUCAAGCUGCGAUGUACUCUUCUUCCUAUAUAUUCAUCGCGCAAUAUACACACCUUGUAACGAG
Sodiomyces alkalinus F11 is the source of this 770-nucleotide messenger RNA. Its product is annotated as fungal hydrophobin. The transcript has 2 exons. The coding region runs from base 50 to 349 and encodes 99 amino acids. The record is from RefSeq and is a predicted model, not a curated record. NCBI's taxonomy places the organism in Eukaryota, Fungi, Ascomycota, Sordariomycetes, Glomerellales, Plectosphaerellaceae. Gene Ontology annotation, cellular component: extracellular region.